This is a messenger RNA of Octopus sinensis (East Asian common octopus), 2166 nucleotides long. RefSeq lists its product as uncharacterized. NCBI's taxonomy places the organism in Eukaryota, Metazoa, Mollusca, Cephalopoda, Octopoda, Octopodidae. The transcript has 6 exons. Bases 1027 to 2166 code for a protein of 379 amino acids. The record is from RefSeq and is a predicted model, not a curated record.
UUACUUCAAUAUAAUUUUCUACUUCUAUAUAAAUGGACAAAAUGAAUUACGACUACUACUACUGCUGCUGCUGUUGUAGUGAAGAAUAUUCACAUACGUCAUUUACAUUAUUACACCGUAUCAACAUCACAUCAUCAACGUCUCUUUUAGACACGUGAUUGUGUAAUUUCUAAUUCCCCCACCCCUUAUUCUUUUUCAACUCCACUACCUGAAAUGUUUUCGUGUUAACUAAAUUGUCCUUCCCUUCCCCCACUUCAGUGAUCGGACCAUCUGAAAAAAAUCUCUGCAAGUUCCUCGUCGGUGUCGGUGCAGGUUUUGGCAGUGAACAGCUGUACCCAAUCGUCCAAUUUUCGGCAAAAUUGGUUUAACGAUUUAUGUUUUUAGUUGUGUCUAAAAUAUAUAUCACACGCAAUUACCGACAACACUUUUAAGUCACUGUCAAUAAAGUUAUACACGAAUGGCACACACGCAUACCGCACAAACAUACAGACAUAUGUUGUAAAUGCAGAGUAUAACUAAAGGAGAUAACAUUACGAAUGUAAAAAACCAUCACGACCAGUGACCAUCUACAUCAACCGUAAAUACAAGACACCGAUAGACUUGGGUAUACCAACCGCAGCUGCUCACGGGAUUAGCAGCAACAACAACGAGACAACGUUUCUUCUUUUUGUCCCCAGGAUACAAAAGAGUAGUGGGAGAUAUAAAAGACACGAAACGUAGUGUAAUCAUUAUUGAUUAUGUUGUGCUAAUAUCAUAGUGGUUAGGGUUAGUUGCUAGAAAUACAUCGUGUAUAUUACUGUUGCCUUCCUAAACCCUCACUGAUAACUAAUAUAUUUAUAUAUACAAAUACUUUUACUCGUAAACACUUGCACGCACAGAAAGUCACAUCUACCCCUGCAUUAAUAUAAUACAAGUCACAGCUACGUAUUGGCAUUGUUCUCUUCCGGCCCCGCUAUUUUUUUUACCCUCGAGUGCUUUCAUAGUUACACGUUUGAGUAAUUUUUUUUAAAUAAAAAAACAAAGAAAAUGUAUUAUAAAAUGACAGACCUUUUAAAUUUGGCGUUGGCCAGUCCCAAGAUUGGAAUGAUAAACUGUUUUAUGUUACAUACUUUGCUACAUGCUAUGAUUAAACGAUUAGAUAUUGGUGACACAAGAGUUAAGAUUCCUGAGAGACCAGAUGAAAUUGCGAUGCCCUUUAAAAAAGACCCACUCUACAAGGAAAUAAAAACAGAAGAGGCAGAACCUGAGCCUUCACAUGGAAUCCUCACUGACAGUCAGAAACAGACAAAACCUGAGAUACCUGCUGAAACUGUUGAGACUAUGACAACUGAUCCUCCUAAACUAACCAGUAAAAAAUAUCCCUCAAGUCAAGUUGUGAGUGAAAAUCAAAAGCGAGUAAAAAUAAGUUCUACAACAGAACUUUCAGGUACAGCUCCAUCAAAACCGACAAUUUCAAUGCAUAGUCCAAAACAGGAAUUAGUGAAAGAUUUAGAUCAAAAAUCAAAUGAAACAGAAUUUAAGGUGCCUAAACCUUCUUCAAACCCAAAUAUAAGCAAUGUUUCUGAGGGUACCGUUGAUUAUCCACAAAGAUAUUAUUCAAUUAGCUCAAUAAAUGAGACGAUUACAGGUGGAAUUCCAUAUGUGGAAUCUCAAGUCAAUGAUCUCUUUACGAAACUAAAUUAUUUGCCCCCAGUGGAAAGCAUGGAUCAGCUUUUUGAACUCCUUGAAAAUCAUUCACAAAUAAGAAAAGAAGAAGACGAAAAAUACAUAAAUGCAAAGGCAGAUUACUUGAAAAAUAUUGGAGCAAUUUUGGAUAAAAUUGAAUUAAUGGAUAUGAGACUGAAAAAAUUUGAAGGUAUAACAUUUAUCUACAAUAUUGAAGAAAUAGUAAACAAAUUGCAUUCACUGGAUAUGAAGCUUGAAGAACUCCAAGAUGCAUCAUUGUUGAAGAAUAUUGGAGAUAUGAUGAAUAAAACAAUGAUGAUAUCUGACAGACAAGAAGGAGUACUGAGUAGACUGGGAAAAGCAGAAGAUGACAUUGGAAUCUUGGAAGAGUUCAUGAAGCAAGUUGAAGUUAUGGAAUCAGAAAAAAAGAAGGUAAUAGUCUUCCACAUAAGCACCAAUUUAGUAUUGUCUUUCAAUAGGACUACUCUGUAUGAACUCUAA